Molecule: messenger RNA, 1273 nt
Organism: Gavia stellata (red-throated loon)
Lineage: Eukaryota; Metazoa; Chordata; Aves; Gaviiformes; Gaviidae
Gene: OXNAD1
Product: oxidoreductase NAD binding domain containing 1
Exons: 8
Coding region: 101-1051 (316 amino acids)
Cellular component (GO): mitochondrion
Molecular function (GO): oxidoreductase activity
Source: RefSeq, a predicted model, not a curated record
AUUGAGGAAAAGAAGAGAUGCAGUCAUAGAUCUCAAGCAAUAUUAACCCGGGGCCAACGGGUCAGAGGGAGCCGGUGAUUUUGAAGACACCCCAGUCAUCAUGGCUCAUGCUACUAUUUAUGUGGGUUUUACUGUUCCUCAUUUACUGAGAGGUGCUAGCAGAAUUUUUCCCACUCAUUCUGCAUUGGUGGUGUUGAGGUGCUCUGCUUUUUGUUACUGCACAGUAAACGGCACAAUACAAUCAAAAAAGAAAAUGGAUCAUCUAGAGAGGACAGCAAGUAAUUUUCGCCAGGAGGUAAUUUCACAAGCAAAAGUGUGUGGAAUCACCAGUGAAUCGGAGACAGUCAAAAGACUUCGUUUGGCUAUCGCAAAUAAAGAUUUUACUUUCAAAGCAGGACAGUGGGUUGAUUUCUUUAUUCCUGGAGUAUCUGUAGUUGGGGGAUUCUCAAUAUGUUCAAGCCCUGGCCUGUUGGAACGAGAAGGAAUAUUAGAACUGGCAGUAAAGAACACUGUUCAUCCUCCUGCUCACUGGAUUCACACUGAGUGUACUCUUGACUCAGAAGUGGCUCUGCGAGUGGGAGGUGAUUUCUUCUUUGACCCUCAGCCUGGUGACUCCCCUGUAAAGCUAGUGCUGAUAGCAGGGGGUGUGGGAAUUAACCCAUUGUUUUCUAUACUGCUGCAUAUAGCAGAUCUUCAUGGAUACCAAGAGAGUAAAGGAAAUGGAUACAAAAUGGGAACAGUGAAGCUGUACUACAGUGCAAAAAAUACAAGCGAACUCUUAUUUAAGAAAAAUAUUCUUGGUUUGAUGAAUGCAUUUCCUGGAAAGAUCACAUGUCGUUUCCACGUUACCCAACAGAGUUCACAGAUCUGUAAAGAACUUCAGCCACAUGUUACAGAGGGAAGAGUAUCUGAAAAGGAUCUAGAAAAACAUGUAUCUAAGGAUACUUUAUGGUACAUCUGUGGUCCACCUCCAAUGAUAGAAUCUAUAUCCAAACUACUAUCUAACAUGGGUGUUGCUAGAAACUGUGUUUUCUUUGAGAAAUGGUGGUAGUGACACCUGCUGAAAAGAAAAUGUAUUAUUUUUUUCCAGUGUAUUUUGAUAAGCUAAAAUGUACAGAAAUGGACUAUGAAUUAUUUGGAAGAUUUUACUUCAUACAUGAAGAUGUCCUCAAUCAUGAUGGUGUUCCUUUAAUGUAACUAUAAUACAACUGCUGUAAUACAGUGCUGCUGGUUUGGGGGGGGGAAUUAUUUUAUAUUAAAGACAUUAACUGUU